ACGUGACGUAUCUUACUUCAAUUUAGUCCUUGAUGUUGAUGUUAUGUCUGUGGGGGGUAAAGUGUAUGUUUAAAAAAAAAUAAUUUUUAAUUAAAUAAAGACACAUACAGUAUCUUAUGCCGAGAUGUCGAAGCAGAAGAAAGUACUCAUGGUUUGUUUAGGCAACAUUUGUCGUUCGCCAAUAGCAGAGGCUGUAUUUCAAAAUGAAGUGAAAAAGAGAGGUUUGCAGGAUCAGUGGAUAGUAGAAAGUGCUGGCAUUAUAGGAUAUCAUGCAGGUAAAAAACCAGACCACAGGGCACGAGAUACGUUAAAGAAAAAUGGGAUCACUGAUUAUUCCCACAGAGCACGCCAAAUUGUGGAAACAGAUUUCAAUGAAUUUGAUUGGAUAUUUGGUAUGGAUCAUGAGAACAUUAAUGAUUUGAACACUCAGAAGCCAGAGAAUUGCCAAGCAAAAGUGGAGCUUUUAGGAAGUUAUGAUCCAAGUGGAAAAAUCAUAAUACGUGAUCCAUAUUAUGACAGCAAUAGUGUAGGAUUUCAGAAAGUCUACGAUCAAUGUUUAGCAAGUGUAACAGCAUUUUUGAAUAAAUAUUCAAGUUAAUGUAAGGACUGCUUCAUGUAUCAAUUUACCUGGAUUUUUAAAAGAAUAUGUUUUAUAAAAAUAUAUAUGAAAUUAUAUAAUAUUGAA
This is a messenger RNA of Solenopsis invicta (red fire ant), 685 nucleotides long. RefSeq names its product low molecular weight phosphotyrosine protein phosphatase. The record is from RefSeq and is a predicted model, not a curated record. The transcript is spliced from 4 exons. Gene Ontology annotation, molecular function: non-membrane spanning protein tyrosine phosphatase activity; acid phosphatase activity. Gene Ontology annotation, cellular component: cytoplasm. Bases 125 to 598 code for a protein of 157 amino acids. NCBI's taxonomy places the organism in Eukaryota, Metazoa, Arthropoda, Insecta, Hymenoptera, Formicidae. Gene Ontology annotation, biological process: protein dephosphorylation.